CGGGGCGGGGCCGGGCCGGGCUCCGCGGCGCAGGGCGCGCCAGUCCGGACUCCCGCGAGCGGGUCGGAGGCGCAGCCCGAGCGCCAUGGAGCAGCCCCGGAAGGCGGUGGUGGUGACGGGGUUUGGUCCUUUUGGGGAGCACACCGUGAACGCCAGCUGGAUUGCCGUCCAGGAGCUGGAGAAGCUGGGCCUGGGCGACAGCGUGGACCUGCACGUGUAUGAGAUUCCCGUGGAGUACAAGACCGUCCAGAGGCUCAUCCCCGCCCUGUGGGAGAAGCACAGCCCGCAGCUGGUGGUGCACGUGGGCGUGUCGGGCAUGGCCACCACCGUGACGCUGGAGAAGUGCGGCCACAACAAGGGCUACAAAGGGCUGGACAACUGCCACUUCUGCCCCGGCUCCCAGUGCUGCGUGGAGGACGGGCCCGAGAGCAUCGACUCCAUCAUCGACAUGGACGCCGUGUGCAAGAGGCUCACCACGCUGGGCCUGGACGUGUCCGUGACCAUCUCCCAGGAUGCCGGCAGGUACCUCUGUGACUUCACCUACUACACGUCUCUGUACCAGAGCCACGGCCGCUCGGCCUUUGUCCACGUGCCUCCCCUGGGCAAGCCGUACAACGCGGACCAGCUGGGCCGGGCGCUGCGGGCCAUCAUCGAGGAGAUGCUGGGCGUCCUGGAGCAGUCAGAGGACGAAAAUCCACUGUCGCCACGAACACUGAGGGCCACGCAGGCCUCCCCAGGCCUCAUCCUACCAGGGACCCAGGAGGAGGCAGACUGUCCGCCGGUGAUCUGAUUGGGAUCAGAUAUUCCUGCUUCCUUACCUCCUCUCCCUUUUGGUCUGCAAAAGUGCUGGUUGGUU
Messenger RNA from Pipistrellus kuhlii (Kuhl's pipistrelle), 856 nucleotides. RefSeq names its product pyroglutamyl-peptidase I (gene PGPEP1). Gene Ontology annotation, cellular component: cytosol. Gene Ontology annotation, molecular function: pyroglutamyl-peptidase activity. Lineage: Eukaryota; Metazoa; Chordata; Mammalia; Chiroptera; Vespertilionidae. The coding region runs from base 86 to 790 and encodes 234 amino acids. Gene Ontology annotation, biological process: proteolysis. The transcript has 5 exons. The record is from RefSeq and is a predicted model, not a curated record.